CAAGCCACAGCGAGUCGCACUAAGCCGAGAUCAAACCAUCCCGAUUGCAGUCUAGCGCGUGAUCCCCAGAUAAUGUACCGAACGGUUACUCUCGGAGUUACAGGCACUCCCACAAACAUUCCAAGGGCUUAUGUACUCGUCCAUGUCCCUCUCUGAUCAUGUCUUGGUCUGAAAAUUUGCUGACCCUGCCACGAUGAGUUCAAUGUCUCGCGAAGCUGCUCGUUUCUUCUGUCGGUCGGCCACAACGGCGGUGAAUCGCUCGCCAAUCGCCGCCGCCGGCUCUACAUGUCAACAUUUCAGCAGGACGGCUUUGCCGAGGCGUGAACAAAGGAGGGGGUUUCAUGGCUCAAGAAGUUUGAAAGUUGUGAAGCCCUAUCUGCUGGCGGAUAUUGGGGAGGGUAUCACGGAAUGUCAGGUCAUCCAGUGGUUUGUCAAGCCCGGGGCUCGUGUUGAGCAAUUCGAUCCUAUCUGCGAAGUACAGUCUGACAAAGCGUCUGUCGAGAUCACAUCACGGUUCGAUGGUGUGAUAAAGAAGCUAUACUACGAUGCGGACGACAUGGCCAAAGUCGGAAAGCCCUUAGUAGACAUUGACAUCCAAAGCGAGAUCUCGGAAGCGGACGAAGCCCUGCUGAAAGACGGAUCGGAACAACAAGCGGAAAAGGACGCACCCAAACAGGCUGAGCCGCAGAAACAACAACUAGAGGUUGGAAGGAAUGAUACAAAGGUUGUAGCAGAGGACAUACCAGUUCCACAACCAUCACAACCGUUGCCCGCCGAGCCAACGACAGACGAACCGAAACCUCGGCGGAAACUGGGGACGCAUGCUUCCCUAGCUACACCUGCAGUACGGCACAUGAUAAAGGAAUUUAAACUAAAGAUAGAAGACAUAGAAGGAACAGGCCGAGAUGGUCGGGUUCUCAAGGAAGACAUACAAAUACACAUGCGAGCCAAGGAGACCACUGGCAAUGUGACAGUGCCUUCUACUGCAACCACUGUCACGAAGCAGGCAAAGGAUGAGGCCAAACCCCUAACACCGAUUCAAUCUGCCAUGUUCAAACAGAUGACACGCUCACUAUCGAUCCCACACUUUCUCUACACCGACAACGUCGACUUCACAGCGCUCAACGCCCUGCGCAAAAAGUUUAACGCUCAAAAGGAGAAAGCCGACCGUCUUACUUUCUUCCCAUUCAUCAUCAAAGCCGUGUCGAUGGCACUACAACAAUUCCCUCUGUUGAACGCACACCUCGACACGACCACCAACCCCGAAAAACCCCAGCUCCUACUCAAAGGCUCGCAACACAUCGGCGUGGCAGUCGACUCACCCUCGGGCCUCCUCGUCCCCGUCAUCCGAGACGUCCAAUCGCUGUCCAUAGAAGCAAUCGCAGCAGAACUCACUCGCCUCAGCACCCUCGCUCGAAACGGAAAACUCACAUCGGCUGACUUGAGCGGUGCAACAUUCACCGUCAGCAACAUCGGCAGCAUUGGCGGGACCGCAGUUGCCCCUGUCAUCGUCACCCCUCAGGUCGGCAUUCUGGGGAUAGGAAGGACAAAGACGGUGCCCGCGUUUGGCGAAAAUGGAGAGAUUGUGAAGAAGGAAGAAUGCGUGUUUAGUUGGAGUGCGGAUCAUCGAGUUGUUGAUGGAGCAAUGGCUGCCCGGUGUGCCGAGGCUGUUCGCAUCAACCUGGAACAUAUAGAAAACAUGCUUGUCAGACUUCGUUGA
Periconia digitata is the source of this 1720-nucleotide messenger RNA. The record is from the annotation of a GenBank genome assembly. NCBI's taxonomy places the organism in Eukaryota, Fungi, Ascomycota, Dothideomycetes, Pleosporales, Periconiaceae.